Molecule: messenger RNA, 498 nt
Organism: Odontomachus brunneus
Lineage: Eukaryota; Metazoa; Arthropoda; Insecta; Hymenoptera; Formicidae
Gene: Tom7
Product: mitochondrial import receptor subunit TOM7 homolog
Exons: 3
Coding region: 131-295 (54 amino acids)
Biological process (GO): protein import into mitochondrial matrix
Cellular component (GO): mitochondrial outer membrane translocase complex
Source: RefSeq, a predicted model, not a curated record
AGGAGCCAUAAGUGGGGACGUACUCUUACGGCAAUUCGUGUGUGAGAUAGCUUGGGUUUGUCGAGUUUUUCAUGAGACUAGAACGAAUAUAUUAUAAAUAACAAACGUACGAAGAGCACAACUUGCCAAAAUGAGUUUAAGUCCAGCCACAAAGCAAAGAAUAGCCAUUGUUUUAAGUGUGAGCAAAUUUGCGUUUCAAUGGGGUUUUAUUCCUACCGUUCUUUAUUUAGGUUUCAGCAAAGGUGCAGAUCCAGGCAUGCCUCAAUUAACUCUUAUGAAUUUAUUGUGGCAGUGAGAUCUAAUUAUAAAUACUCUCCUAUUUUACAAAAAUUAUGAGUACCAUCACAAUGUUACAUAGAUAUAUCUAACUGAAAUAUCUAUUAUAUCUAUUACGUCAUAUUUCCCAACAAGCUAAUAGUCAAAUUAUGUAUUAUGAAAUAAAUGUGUCACUAUGUAAUAUGUGAUAAAUAUAAAAAUAGUAAAUAAAUAUAAAAUAAA